This is a messenger RNA of Saccharomycopsis crataegensis, 1650 nucleotides long. It is a transcript of the gene MET7, whose product is annotated as tetrahydrofolate synthase. The record is from RefSeq and is a predicted model, not a curated record. The transcript has a single exon. Gene Ontology annotation, cellular component: cytosol; mitochondrion; cytoplasm. Gene Ontology annotation, biological process: tetrahydrofolylpolyglutamate biosynthetic process. NCBI's taxonomy places the organism in Eukaryota, Fungi, Ascomycota, Saccharomycetes, Ascoideales, Saccharomycopsidaceae. Gene Ontology annotation, molecular function: ATP binding; tetrahydrofolylpolyglutamate synthase activity. The coding region runs from base 1 to 1650 and encodes 549 amino acids.
AUGUUUCUGGCUGUAUCAAAGUUUUCAACGCCUAGCAUCAGUAAUUCUGCAAUUGGAUUAAUCACCAAACACUUAUACUCCACUAGUAUCAAGAUGAAAACAUACGAUGAAGCCGUCAAUACUUUAAAUAAUCUUCAAACCAACUUCGCCACAAUUCAGCAGGUGAGGUUGUCAGGAAACAAGAACAUGGAUACCUUGUUGCAAAUGUUUGAAUAUUCCAAAAGAAUCGGCUACGACGCCGCAGAAUACGACAAAUUGAAUCUUCUUCACGUCACCGGAACUAAAGGUAAAGGGUCCACUUGUGCAUUCAUUCAUUCUUUAAUAUCUCAGUACAAGAACUGUACCGAUAAAGUUACCAAAGUCGGUCUUUAUACUUCUCCUCACUUGAAAUCUGUCCGGGAAAGAAUUUGCAUUGAUGGUAAGCCGAUUUCCGAAGAGAAAUUUGCCCAAUACUUUUUUGAAGUUUAUGAAUUGUUGGAAAACACGAACGAUGAUCCAAGUGUUACUACCGAGUUAACGAAAGAUCAAAGACCAGCGUACUUCAAAUUUCUUACUCUUUUGUCCUUCUACGUGUUUAUGAAAGAAGGGGUUGAUGCUGCGGUAUACGAGGUUGGUAUUGGUGGCGAAUUAGACUCUACAAACAUCAUUCACAAACCAAUUGCUUGUGGGGUUUCUUCUAUUGCCCUCGAUCACACAUUUGUUCUCGGAAAUACUGUCGAAGAGAUUUCCUGGAACAAAUCAGGGAUUUUCAAAAAUGGUUCAUCAGCCUUUUCCGUAGUCCAACAACCUGGUAGUGAGAAAGUGUUGAGGGAAAGAGCUGCUGAAAAAGGAUCCAGUUUUGAAGUUGUUGAUAUUCAUCCUUUGCUCAAAGACAAUAAUAUCAAAUUGGGGGUUGAUGGGGAUGUCCAAAAAAUCAAUGCUUCCUUGGCUUUGGCAAUGUCGUAUAAAUUUUUGAAACAAUUGGAUAUUCCAAUUUACGAAGACAGACCUAAUAGCGAGGUUCCUGAUACUAUUAAAGAAGUUACCGAAUUCCCGGGAAAGAUUUUAGCUGGGUUAGCUAAGGCUCAUAUUGAUGGGAGAUCUCAAACUUUACCAGACUCCGAGCUCGAGAACUUGACUUGGUACAUUGAUGGAUCCCAUACUGUGGAAAGUAUCCAUAGAUCAUCAAACUGGUGGAAAACUACAAUGUUAGCAAAAAAGGAAAAAACCCCAGAAAAGUUCAAUGAUUCAAUUAAAGUGGUAUUAUUCAACCAACAAUCGAGAAAUAUCGAGGAAUUGCUUACGGAGCUUUACAAGACCUUGGAAGAUACUGUUGUUUUCGAUCAAGCGAUUUUCUCUACAAAUGUAACGUGGGCUAACAACAAAUAUGAUAUCAAUUUAGUUAGCAUGAAUGUUGAUGAUAAAAAAGUUGAUGAAUUGGAAAUGCAGAAGAGAUCUGCCAUCACAUUCGAGACUUUGCAAGCAGAAACUAAUAAAGAAAAGAAUACCAAUGAAAUCACGAAAAUAAACGUGCUACAUGAUAUUGAAACAGGGGCCAAUUUGGUCAGAGACCUUGCCAAACAGAAUCCAGAAAAGGAUAUUGAUGUUUUUGUCUGUGGGUCUCUACACUUAGUAGGUGGUUUGCUUGUUGUUUUGGACGGUACUAAAUGA